Messenger RNA from Myotis brandtii (Brandt's bat), 1212 nucleotides. Its product is annotated as arachidonate 12-lipoxygenase, 12S-type. Gene Ontology annotation, cellular component: sarcolemma; cytosol. The record is from RefSeq and is a predicted model, not a curated record. The annotation marks the transcript as partial. Gene Ontology annotation, molecular function: arachidonate 15-lipoxygenase activity; iron ion binding; arachidonate 12(S)-lipoxygenase activity. NCBI's taxonomy places the organism in Eukaryota, Metazoa, Chordata, Mammalia, Chiroptera, Vespertilionidae. The transcript has 8 exons. Gene Ontology annotation, biological process: linoleic acid metabolic process; lipid oxidation.
GAUCUGCCCCCAGAUAUGAAAUUUCAUGGUGAAAAGAGGCUGGACUAUGAAUGGACAGGGAAGACAGGGUUACUGGAGAUGAUCCUCAAACGUGUUUACACCCUCCUGAACUCCUGGGACAGCCUAGAGGAUUUUGAUCAGAUCUUCUGGGGCCUCAAGAGCCCCCUUUGUGAGAAGGUUCACCAGCGCUGGCAGGAUGAUGAGCUUUUUGGCUACCAGUUCCUCAAUGGCGCCAACCCCAUGCUGUUGAGACGCUCCACCUCUCUGCCCUCCCGGCUGGUGCUGCCCUCGGGGAUGGAGGAGCUUCAGGCCCAGCUGGAGGAAGAACUCCAGAACGGUUCCCUAUUUGAAGCUGACUUUAUCCUGCUGGAUGGAAUUCCAGCCAACGUGAUCCAAGGAGAGAAGCAGUACCUGGCUGCCCCCUUCGUCAUGCUGAAGAUGGAACCCAGUGGGAAGCUGCUACCCAUGGUCAUCCAGAUCCAGCCUCCCAAUGCCAGCUGCCCCAUCCCACCACUGUUCCCCUCAGACCCCCCUCCACUUGCCUGGCUCCUGGCAAAGACCUGGGUCCGAAGUUCAGAUUUCCAAUUGCACGAGUUACAGUAUCACUUUCUGAACACUCAUCUGCUGGCUGAGGUCAUUGCUGUAGCCACCAUGAGGUGCCUCCCAGGACUGCACCCUGUCUUCAAGCUCCUGAUCCCACACACGCGCUACACCAUGGAUAUAAACAUACGUGGACGGACACAGUUCAACUCAGAUAGUGGAAUAUUUAGUCAGGCAGUGAGCACAGGAGGAGGGCCCCAUGUGCAGUUGACGGGUCGGGCCAUGGCUCAGCUGACCUACCGCUCCCUCUGUCCUCCUGACGAUCUGGCUGACCGGGGCCUGCUGGGAAUCCCAAGUGCUCUCUAUGCCCAUGAUGCUUUACGGCUCUGGGAGAUCAUUGCCCGGUACGUGGAAGGGAUCAUCCACCUCUUCUACCACGGGGAUGACGUGAGAGGGGACCCUGAGCUGCAGGCCUGGUGUCGGGAGAUCACUGAGGUGGGGCUAUGCCAGGCCCAGGACCGAGGUGAGAUCCCUCCCCAGAGAAGGAAGCUCCUCAGACACUCUGCCCAGAGCCCCUUGUCAGCCUUGUCCUUCUGGGGACAUGAUCCCAACCUCUCAUCACCCUCUCACCCUCCACACAUGAAGAAUAUGAAUACCAUUCCCACCUCCUAA